AUGAAAUAAUUAUCGAGAUCUUCAUAACAGCAUAAACCCAAAUAGAAGAGUGAACCUUCUCUCCUGCCUAAUAUCGAUAUUCUUAAAGAAAAUGUAAAGUCUAGUUUUGCUCUGGGUCAUUUGCGAGGUCUCUUGAGAUACAAAUAGAUGCGUGAACUUCCUAAAACUGACAUACAGGUGAAACGAGAUCAAACAUUUGGAGUGGCCAAUAAGCAAUCCAAGAAUAAAAGAUUGACUUUCCUUAAAUUUGGAUUCAGAACUCACGAGAAGAAGAAUAAUUACUACUUACAACCUUUAAUUAAAAAAGUUAGAGAUGUAUUUGGUGAUGCUGCCAAUGAUGGUUCAAUGGGAGUGGUAGAUUUAUGGAGUGAUCGUAAUGUCAAUCGAUUAAUGGAUGCCAUCCAGAUGACCAGAGAUAAUCUCAUAGUCCGCAAGUUGGGCAAAGAAUUGAACGAGGCUGACCGUUUCAUUCUUACUCGCAUUGAGGAAAAGAAAAUGAGGGACAGAGUGUUUAUGGAAUCACUCAAAUUGCAAUUCCAAGAAACUGACACAUUUUCAUUAAAAUUUCAACUUUCAGAAAAAGACAAGAAAAUUGUACAGCGAGUGGCAUAACCUACUGUCUCUAGCAAUCUAAGACACGCCAAUCCCAAUGAAAAUAUUUAGAACAUUGUUGAGAACAUAGAUUAGUUACAUCAGGAGAACUUGGAGAUCUACACUAAUCUAUACAAGUAAAUUAAGCAAAUCCAAAAAAAUAUUAAGUGA
Messenger RNA from Paramecium octaurelia, 762 nucleotides. The record is from the annotation of a GenBank genome assembly. Lineage: Eukaryota; Ciliophora; Oligohymenophorea; Peniculida; Parameciidae.